Westerdykella ornata is the source of this 2034-nucleotide messenger RNA. RefSeq lists its product as uncharacterized. The coding region runs from base 1 to 2034 and encodes 677 amino acids. Gene Ontology annotation, molecular function: nucleic acid binding; exonuclease activity. The transcript is spliced from 2 exons. Gene Ontology annotation, cellular component: nucleus. The record is from RefSeq and is a predicted model, not a curated record. Lineage: Eukaryota; Fungi; Ascomycota; Dothideomycetes; Pleosporales; Sporormiaceae.
AUGGGGAGGAAAACGGAAAAGCGUCAUGAUGGGGACGGCCACAAUAAAGACACGAAAGAGCGUUAUCCAACCAUUGAGUAUUCGCAUAACUAUCGUUUGCGGUCGCAAGUACGCAUCGCCGACUUACAGGGUCUCGUCUUGUAUCUCCUAGCAGAUGGUCCUGCGCCCCAAUGGGUAGCUGUAAAGCACAGCUCAAGCAUACGUCAAGUCGUAGUUCUCAUGGUACCUGGCUUGGAGCUGGGCAUGUUUACUGGCGACAUCUCUCUUGCCCUCGACCAACCUUCUGGAAGUGAACCGAAUGAAAACGGGAAAAAGCAAUCUGGCAGCUCUUUCAGCGCACACCAUGGCAUCCGGCGCAAGCCGUUGGUAAUGUCGCCUGACGACUAUUAUCCUAGAACCCUGAAGCGCGAACGCCUUCCAGAUCCCUUGAAGCCCCUCUCCGACAUCUUCCCUCAUGUGUGGCCGGUGGUUGGGACAGGCGAAUACCGUGGAAAGGAUAGUGCGAAGCAGUUUUACCGUUUAGUCUCGCCGAUGCAGACCAUGCUUGUAUCGCCACUCCCACAGAGGAGAGAAGAGAAAUGGAAGUCAAAAGAGCGCAGGGGACCAACCCAGCAAAAGACUGAACACUGGGAGAACAAGCGGACUCCUAUCAUAAAAUACAUUGUUUCACUUGAAGAGCAACGCGAGAACAAUAUUGUGCCCCAUCCAGCAUGGUUUAUUACGCCAGAAGCGAAAGAAGCUGCGCAGCAGAGGCGCAGAGCAGCGGGGCAGAUGAUCGAAGAUGGUUGGGUUGACAGUGCCGUGUCUUGUCUCGAAGAUGGUGAGGUUCCGGAGAAGGACAUCGAGAGUGGAAGUCUGACGGCCGGGAGGCAAAUCAUUGCAAUUGACUGCGAGAUGUGCCUUGCGGCGCAGAGAGAAAUGGUCCUCACUCGAAUAAGUCUUGUAGACUGGGAUGGGAAGACUAUCCUCGAUGAAUUGGUUAAACCCGAUCUUCCGAUUGAGGACUACGUUACACAAUUCUCGGGAAUAACAGAGGAGAUGCUCAAAAACGUCACGACGAGUCUCUCAGAUAUUCAGCAGAAACUGCUGACUAUUCUCACACCACGAACGAUUCUGGUUGGACAUUCCCUGGAGUCGGAUCUUAAUGCACUAAAGUUCACGCACCCUUUCCUCGUUGACACUUCCAUUGCAUAUCCGCAUCCAAACUAUCCAACCAACAAGCAUUCCCUGAAGUGGCUGUGUCAGAAAUUCCUCAAAGGGAGAGAGAUACAGCAAGGAAGCAAGGGUCAUGACAGCAUUGAGGAUGCUCUCGCCUGUUUGGACCUGGUUAAAGAGAAGUGCGAACGUGGUCCGGCAUUCGGGACCGCUGCUACCAACACGGAGCCGAUAUUCAAACGCCUUGCACGCAGUGUCCGCAACCAAUCUGCCGACAACUUGAGGGCAGGCGCGCUGGUCGACUGGGGCUUUCCGAAGCGGGGCUACGGCGGUUCCGCGCAGAUAGCAAUCGGGUGUCGGAACGACGAAGAAGUUGUCGCCGGCAUUGAAUCGGCUGUCAAGGGGCAGGCUGUGGGAGAAAGCGGCGCUACGGAGCAAGUCAACUUCGUAUGGGGUCGGCUGCGGGAGUUAGAGAUCCUCCGCGGAUGGUGGGACGAGACGAAGAGUGAUGAUGUUGAAGAGAUGCGGCAAGAAGCUUUGAAGCGUCUUGGGCGCCCGAUUACCUUCGAAGAGGACGAAGUGGACGAAGUGACUGAAGUUUCAAGCAGCGAGCUCGCAAAGGCGGUUGCCAGCACCGUCGACAACAUUGCCAAGGUCUACGAUUCGCUGCCACGAGGCACAGCGUUCAUUGUAUACAGCGGCAGCGGCGAUCCGCGAGAAAUUCGUCGUUUGUCAACCAUGCAGCGGCAGCAUCACAAGGAAAUGAGGACGAAAGACUGGGACGACCGCACCGUGAAGUGGACGGAUACGGAAACGCAAGCUCUUUCCGAUGCGAUUCUGACGGCGCGACAGGGCAUCUCAUUCGUCAAAGUCAAGUGA